Molecule: messenger RNA, 1260 nt
Organism: Brenthis ino (lesser marbled fritillary)
Lineage: Eukaryota; Metazoa; Arthropoda; Insecta; Lepidoptera; Nymphalidae
Source: the annotation of a GenBank genome assembly
AUGGGUACAUUACAAAACAUAAGUGAGUCUGUGAACAAUAGUGUUUUUAUUUCCGACGCGGAUCUGGCUUCAGUGAAAUUGUUCGAAGCGUAUCCGGAUGGGCUGAUGAAACUCGCUACGGCUUGCUGCGUUAUCUUCAUGAUGAUAGGGAUACCUGGCAACAUCAUCACCAUCGUGGCAUUGGCACGCUAUGAAAAAGUGAGGAACGCAACAGCCAUUUUUAUAAUGGGUUUAUCCUGCACUGACUUGCUGUUCUGCUGCUUCAAUCUGCCACUCGCCGCUUCAACCUUCUGGCACAAAUCUUGGAUCCACGGCGGUACCCUGUGUCGAAUGUUCCCGCUGGCCCGAUAUGCCCUGGUUGCAGCAUCUUUGUUCACUGUCUUGGCGAUAACAAUCAAUAGAUAUGUUAUGAUAGCACACCCAAGACUUUAUCCCAAAUUAUACAAGACGCGUAAUAUAGCCAUCAUGCUUAUUAUAAUAUGGGCAAUAUCAUUUGCUAUAAUGAUACCGACUUGGUUCCGGAAAUGGGGGCAAUUUGGAUUAGACGUCAGUAUUGGAUCGUGUUCAAUACUUCCAGAUGAAAAAAAUAGAUCACCAAAAAAAGUUCUAUUUCUUACAGCGUUCACAUUGCCGUGUGUGGCUAUAAUAAUUUGUUAUGCCCGAAUAUUUUUUAUAGUCAGAAAAGCAACAAAAAGGUCAAUGAACACACCACAUAGAGUGCAAAAUGUGGAAGAAUUGUCGUCAACAGAAACCUCCACAUCAAUGACCGCGCGAAUAACUGCUGACUGCAGUAGCAGCUAUAACACAGAACGAAAUGAAUCUCGUUUAGGUGAUCAAAGCCCAAGAUUGCAGCGAUGCACUACAUUUAAACUUGAAACGAGAGACGAAACCAUCCAAAAUUCAGACGACCCCAAACAAGAGCCCUCCAGACUACGAAGAACCGCAUUACGAAAGUCUAUGGCACUUCUCAAGCUUUCAUUACCAACUCGAAAAGACAGGAGACUGGGAACAAUGAUUAUGGCUAUAAUGACGUCUUUUUGCUUGUGCCAUCUACCUAUAACUAUAACCAAAGUUCUGCAUGAGAUAACGCCAAAUCCAGCUUCCAACAUUGCAGCGUACCUCUUGUUAUAUUUGGCGUCUAGUAUCAACCCUAUUAUUUACGUUGUAAUGUCGAAUGAGUACAGAAAAGCUUAUAAGAACUUAUUCAGACGACGAACUAAGGCGUCUCUAUCGCUUAGGAAUAAAAAUAAAAAUCCAUCA